Messenger RNA from Rhipicephalus microplus (southern cattle tick), 7615 nucleotides. Its product is annotated as cyclic nucleotide-gated channel alpha-3. The record is from RefSeq and is a predicted model, not a curated record. Gene Ontology annotation, molecular function: cGMP binding; intracellularly cAMP-activated cation channel activity; protein-containing complex binding. Lineage: Eukaryota; Metazoa; Arthropoda; Arachnida; Ixodida; Ixodidae. Gene Ontology annotation, biological process: potassium ion transport; monoatomic cation transmembrane transport. Gene Ontology annotation, cellular component: intracellular cyclic nucleotide activated cation channel complex; plasma membrane.
GCGACGAACGAUGUGAAAGGGGGGAGCUGACCGAAGGGAAGCGUUUGCGGCGGCGGGCGGGCCAGCGCCGAACACCUGUUGGUUUGAACACCGGCGCCGCGGACGUGGUUGAUCGCGUGCGUAGUCUUCUGCGCACACCGACGACGACCGCAGUCGGAUUGUCCCCAUCGCGAAGAGUGUGACUCGAGCGUCAGUGGACGUGGCGGCGCCGGCCAUGAGGAAGUACGCGACGGGACCCUAGCGCGGGCGCGUGGGCGCGCCGUGACCGCGACCUGGAGAGUCCCUCGCUCGUCGUCUCCCGCAGCGGCGGCGAUGACUGGGCUGCGUGCCAGCGGCUGCUCGAGGUGAAUGCGGCCCGGCGGCCCGGUGGUCGUCGCCCGCCGGCAUGAGUCGACGCCGUUGUCCGGCGGCGAGGAAGAAGCGCAGGCGCGUCCGUGACGGCUGCGGGCCCCCGCCAGAGCAUCGCCGCGCGGGCGGGCCCUGAGGCGAGCAUGGGCCGCUCGCUGCUCUACCCGACCUAGAGGAGCAGCGGCGCGAGCAAGCUCGCCGCGGUGGCCGCAAGCAUGAAGAAGAUGGGGCUCCGCUCCGGCGGCGCGCGCUGCGUGGAGCCCGGAGGCCGGAUCGUCAAGUACACGCCUUGCACGCGGCGGGACAUGCGCGUCGACGACGACCUGGACGAGAUUGCGGUCGUCAGCAACGCUGCGCCUGAGAACGUAAAGUACGGCGCCAGCGGCGGCGGUUCGCUCACGACCAACGGACCCAGGGUGGUGCCGGGAAUCAUCACCUCCGCUGGCGGUGAGCGCCUCGAUCGCCGCUCGUCGCCCCUGUACACGGGUCGUUCCUCGGAGAACAUCAAAUCGGCCUCGUCGCGACAGUCGCUGCUGGAGACAGUUGCGGGUAAGCUGCAGCACCGCGGAUCAGUGUCAGCCGCCGCCGCCGACGGCGUCCGGUCCCGCCCGAGCCUGGCCUUCAUCAACCGCGCGCAUGUCAGCUCCGACCUGGAGAUUACCCGCAAGACGCGCGAAUUGCGCCGCCGGGAGAUCAAGCGCGAGUUCGAGAAGUGGGACGCGACGGGAGGAGGCGCCGGGGGUGGCGGAGACCGGUCACGCUGCAAGUGGACCUUCGUGUUCGAUCCGUCGGGACGUCUCUGCUACUACUGGUCCAUGGUGGUGAGCGUUGCGUUCCUAUACAACUUUUGGGUAAUCAUCUACCGCUUCUCCUUCUGCGAGAUCAGCGCGUCCAGCAUAUUCGUCUGGUUCGCGCUCGACUACCUCGCCGACUUCCUUUAUGUGCUGGACAUACUAUUUCACUUCCGUACGGGCUUCCUCGAAGAAGGGGUCUUGCAGACCGACUCAGAGAAGCUUCGCGCACACUACAUGAACUCGACCAUGUUUUACAUCGAUGCGCUUUGCCUACUGCCGCUCGACUUCUUGUAUCUCUCCAUCGGCUUCAACUCGAUCCUGCGCUGCUUCCGCCUCGUGAAGAUCUACCGGUUCUGGGCCUUCCUGGACCGCACCGAGCGGCACACCAACUACCCGAACGUGUUCCGCGCCGUAAACCUGACGCACUACGUGCUGGUUAUUUUCCACUGGAAUGCCUGCCUGUCGCAUAUCAUCUCGACGACAGAUGGUUUCGGCUCUGCCGGCUGGUUCCGCAGCAGCUCGUGCGAAGCGAGCGACGUGCUGUGCGAGUACCUGCACGCCUUCUACUGGAGUACGCUGGCGCUGACCACCAUCGGCGACCUGCCGCGGCCGCGCACCAAGGGAGAGUACCUGUUCCUCGUCGUGCAGAUUGUGCUCGGUUUGUUUCUCUUCGCGGCCGUCUUGGGCCACGUGGCCAAUAUUGUGACCAACGUCAGCGCGGCCCGGAAAGAGUUCCAAGCCAAGUUGGACGCGGUGAAGACGUACAUGCGGAUGCGUCACGUACCGGAGCACCUGCAGAACAAGGUGAUCCGGUGGUUCGACUACCUCUGGCUGACGCAGAAGUGCUCGGACGAGGAGCGCUCGGUGGGGUGCCUGCCCGACAAGCUCAAGGCUGAGAUCGCCAUCCACGUUCACCUCGACACGCUCAAGCGUGUCGAAAUCUUUCAGAACACCGAGGCAGGCUUCCUAUGCGAGUUAGUGCUCCGCCUGAGACCCGUCCUCUUCAGCCCUGGCGACUACAUCUGCAGGAAAGGUGAAGUGGGCAAGGAGAUGUACAUCGUGAACCGUGGCCGGCUCCAAGUGGUCACGGACAACGGCAAGACGGUGCUGGCGACGCUGCGCGCGGGCUCUUACUUCGGCGAGAUCUCCAUCCUCAACAUGGGAACGGCCGGCAACCGCCGCACGGCUUCGGUGCGCUCCGUCGGCUACUCGGACCUCUUCUGCCUCUACAAGCAGGACAUGUGGGACGUGCUCAAGGACUACCCCGCCGCCCGGGUGCGUCUCGAGGCGAUCGCCGUCAAGCGGCUGGAGAAGUACAAGCGAGAGCCGAUGCGCAAAAUGUCCCUGGGCCGGAGCCGGAGCACCCCGGGCCUGGUCGAGUCUCGAGGCAAGCUGCCCUUGGAAGAGGUGACACCAGGCGCCCCCUCCAAGGAGGCCUCCUCCUCAGUCGCCGCCCUCCUCCAGCCCUCCCCUCAGCCGGCCGAAAGCCCCCUCAGCAGCAGCCGCAAUAACGGUGCCGUACGCCACGACCAGCAACCCCAAAAGCAGCACCCACCGCCGCCCGCCGCGCCCUCGGCCGAGUCGAGGCGGCUGACGAGCACGACGGUGACCACCACACCGGCAUCGCCGUACCGUCAGCCAUCACCGGGCGUUCCCUACGUGGCGGCAGACUUGUCCAGCAACGCGAGCCCGGUCGGCACUUCGCCCGCGUCCACGGCACAGCUAAUGGUGCCGAGCCCCUUGCUGUGCGGCGGCAUGAUGGGCAGUGCCGGCGGCAUGAGCCCCUUUUCGGUCCGGGACGCGUCCCAAGAGGCCCUGCUUGCCGAGAUCAAGAGACUGCGUGAGCGGCUGGUCACGCUCGAGGCUGAGAACGCCACCAUGAGCGUCAAGUUGAGCCAGCAGCAGUGGGAGGUGGAGAGCCGGCUCGCCGAAAUCGAGCUGCAGAUAUGCGGCGCCGCGAGUCCAGAGAGCAGUGGAUGCUCCUCGGACGAACAGGAGCGCAACCGAGAGUCUAUCAUAUGACAUCUGCCGCUGCUUCUCCUCAACGGCUUCUUUGCUGCUGCUAAUGCGGCCACGAAGCCCGCCACCCCUUGGACGUCGACGUGGGGGAACUCUUUGGCAGCGGCAGGACAGGCCAGGCGCACCCACACUUGUUACCAGCGUCUGGUGCACGCCUCUAUGAAGGCCGUGCUGCAGUGUGAAAGAGACGGCGUCAUAUAGCACAAAUAAAAGUCCUCGCCACCUUCAGUCGACAUCAGCCUGUUUUUCCGAAGAUGUAAAUAAAAUGUCGCCACUCCCAGCGAAGUCACCAUGGGUCCGAAUACAACUCCCCGGCGAGGUUGCAUUUCACCGAAAGUCGUUGUGAGCGUGAACGCAAGACUACGAGAACACAAAUAAGUGUGCACAUGCGUUCGGAGCAGGGGAAUCAAGUGACUAUGGCAUGAGGGUGAACUUUCACUCCGACACAGACAAAAAACAAUGAAACGCACUACUGUUUCUUUCUGCUUUCCUUGCUUAUACUUCUUUUUUGCUUAGUUUGGUCGAUCAAAUACGAAGAACUUUAAAUUCAUUCUUGCUGAUUUCUCUUGUACUUUUUUUUUCGCAUCAUCAAUUUUCUCUCAGUCUCAGUGCCGCACUAGCACUUUCGACCAAUGGAAGACUGCGACAACAGACUCUACCUAUCACUGGCAUCUUCCUAUGCCUUGUGCUACUUUAGAAGUGCAUGUGUUGCUGUGUGUCUGAAGCGAAUGCCAACUCAGAUGGCGCAUCACUUCUAUGGCUGUAACUAUUUUGUCCUUUUUGCUUUUUUAAACCCAUAUGGGUGAAUUUGUGUGGUUGAGUGCUGUGAAAUAGUAAUAAGGACCACCAUGUGUACCCUCAACUUUUGCUUGCGCCCGCCUGUGGCGUGUCGACGAAAUUGAUUAGAAAUGUUUGAAAGGUUUUGGCGAAGCAUGUUGUAUAGGCUUGCCCAAAGAACAAAAGUGAAUGUGAUCGUGAUGACAGGAAAAAAGGUAGUCUAGUAUUAGUUAAGUAUAUCUCUUCUGUGAUUGUUGUUGCCAAAAACGUACAAGUGAAAAUAGGUAUUGUUUUAAUGAAAGCUAAAUAGACUGGUUGUGACCGUGUCACGAUGCUGUGCAGACACAUGAAAAAAGGGCUCACAAGCUGAAGACUCAGUCUCCCAUAACGUUUAAGCGAAACUUCAACACCAUCAACCUUUAUCUCUCUAAGUGAUGAGAUGCCUAUGUAGGAGGUUAAGAAAUUAUUUCCGAGCUUGAAGAAAAAAAUCUGGGAUUAGGUUUCGGUAGAUUCGAUACCUAUAAGUCGAUACUUUACCGUAAGUCUUAGGCUAGAUUUUGAUGACACAGGGUUCAUAGAUCUUAGCGUCGUCUGGUAUGAUAGACUCAGGAAGGUUGAUGUAACUUGUUCUUAGACAGGUUCUCUGAAAACACGGAGAACUUUCUGUCAAGCAGAGGAACAGGAACGCAUGAAGUUUUGUGCGUAGGAUAUGAUAGGUUUACUCGAAUUACGCGAUGAAAUAGCAGCGCUUGUCCGCAUAGCGAGAGCAGCAUAGACGCAUUGAGUAUGAGUAGUUAUUUUAUGUGUAGGUCUUAUUUUCUUGUCAAUUAGAAGUAAAAUACAAGAUGUAAACUAGUGAAUAACAUGAAUAUAGAAUCAAAGAAACCACGUAGCCGAAAAUAAAAUUCAAUAUUUUAAAAUAUUAACGAUAGCUAGCUUUCAACGCUGUCGAUGCUACGAAUUUAUUCAUACAGGCAAAGAAAAAAUCAUGAACAGGAAUGAGGAACACCAUUAACUUGAAAUUUGUUUCAUGGUUGGGAAUCAAGUACAAAUACAAGCAAAAGACACAAUUCGUUAAGAGAUUUCCUACUUGUCAGCGGGAGAAAAAUUCUCACCACGCAUUGUCUGACACAAUGUCCUUUGACGAUGUGGACAAGUUUUCGGUUACAUCAAGCAUGCCUGUAACGUUUAUUUAGCACGGUUUUCAUUCAGGGGCCAGUAGAGUGAGGAAUUGACCUCAACUUGAAAGGGAAGAGAGAAGGGAGCUACAUAUAUUUCUCGGUGCAUCAUCUUUGUAUGACGUUGAAAAAAAAACAAAUAUGUAUUCAGACGAGCGCCUACACUUUUAAUAGAUCACGGUUGUUUGGAAGCACAUAUUUUGUCGCGGAUUAGCCAUCAGUGCAUCCGCGGUGCUUACUCAGAACAGGAAUUCCUUGUGCUCGCCAAGUGUCAUACUUUGUCUUUCGCGUAACACAAUAAUGUGUAACAUUAUCUCGACAGAUUUCUUAUAUUGUCUCACUCACAGGCACAAAUGUUUGCUUGGAUCAUCCUCAAUACUGUCAUGGACCAAUCAUCAUCCCGGCUUCCUUUGUUUAAACACCGCACUAUGUGGGACCCAGUUGCAUGCAAUUUGAGAGGUGACUGGAUGUAUAUUAACACUUCAUUGAGAGCCAGCAUGGAAGCAACCUUUAUCCACUCCCCCUCCCCCGUGUACACACAUACAUAAGCACACAAACGGACUGCAUGUUUGUGCAUGUAGGAGAAAGGCAUGUCAUCAAGCCAGAAAAUUUCACUCGUGCUCAUCACAGCGUUAAAAUUUCACAGUUAAUUAUUUCAUCCUUGCUUCAUUUCAUAUCUUGACCUUCUACAAAUGUUUUUUGCAUUAUUCAUGUAAAUUCUUCACAGCUUAGCUAAGGAGAAUAAUUGAAAAGAUCAUGGUUAAAAAUAAAUUCGCUUUAGAAAACUUGUAGCAAUGUCUGCAGUCAAGGUAUGCUUAAUUAUUAACCAAUGAAAUGAACUGCUAUUCAGUUUCUCGUGUGGCAACAGUUGAUAGUAUUUAAAUGUUCAAAUACUUCAUUUCAAUUUCCUCGGUGUUUUAAAAUCUUUUUCUGCUCGGCACAAUUUUAGUAGUUUGAUGUUUCCAAAAGUCAUUUUAUUGAGAACGUUUUUUGAAUGGAUAUAAGUACACAUACAAACGAAAGCUCUAUGAGUAGUUGUUUGAGCAAGAUAUUUCUUAUGCAGCACAGUAAAAGUCGUAAUAAACUGUCUACAAAUGCUCAUGAACUUGUUAAAUACUCCACACUAGAGCUCAAGCAGUGACCAAUACAGUUUUUUUUUCAGUUUCCAAAAAACAAUAACUUAUUUUCAAACAUAAUAGUACUGUUCAUAAGGAAUAACGCGCAUAGUAAUAACUCCAGUGACAUCGAUGUUCAACUGCCUGCAAACGUUUCUCCUUGCUGAUGCGUAUGAGCAAAGAAUAAGAGCUGGAACACCUCACGGUAUUUCCCCAUUGCAUUUUGCUUUACGAUUGAUAGUCAUAUGGCUGGUUAGGUAAUGGAACAAUUAGAAGCGAUUGCGAUUCCAAUUGUUAAUGUUUGAAAAUAAUGAUGAUACAGACAUGUUUUCACGCAUGUAUGCUGUUGAAUUCAGACUUUCAAAAGUUGCCACUAUUGAAUCCCCUCGAAGGGAGAAAAUUUCGCUUUCGAAUUGAGUUAAAUGAGCAAACACAAUAAGAACAUUUCGUACAGAUAAGGAGCAGUGCUAGCUGCCCAGAUAAAUUGAAUGAAACUUAAGGAACCAAAUCCCUACCAGGCAUCGCUUACCGGCUUUUUUUUUUAAUUUUGAACACACAUCAUUCGCUGGAAUACUCCAGAACAAAAAAAAAAAAGAACUUCACCUCUUCUUACCCUGCGCGUACUUUUUGUGCACAUGCCAGACAGACAGUGCGAAACCGCUCAGACUCUUACCACAUCCCAUUUUUCAAGUCUUAUCCUAGGACAAAGCGAGAAAUUUUGAACGCCCUUUCUCUCUAUCGCUCCUUUCCUUUAACACUUUCUCGCACACUCUCUCUCCUUGCAUGUGUGUGUGUUCGUGAGGAAGCGAAAGCACGGCAAACAUGGAAGGACGAGCACUUUUCCCGGUUCCCGUCGCACGUUCCACGCCGCGCAAAGGCUGGGGAGCGCUCAGGGCGGGCGUACAUCUGAUGCAUUUUCAAUCGAAUCAAACUAGUUCGGAAGAAGGCCUCAGUAGCCGAGCGGCUGCCUUCGUUGUCGCCGAAAAUUGGCGAAGCAAGAGGGUCGCCGUAAUCCACGAGUUCCCACUGCUCUGCUUUGCUUUCGUCCGUAUUGGAGAGGGCGCCCCUUUUUCGGAGCGUGAGAACAUUUACAAUUCAUUGCAUUCCUCGAGCGCUGCAAUAAAUUCGUUAAGUGGUGGUUCCCGACACGACCACCGGAAGCCCGCUGGUCCCCUUCAUCCCUUCCCGUAAUCUUCGAAAGCUUUUAAAUACCGAUGUACAUCUCCCUCUCUUUUUUCUCAUCUCGCUGUCUACUUAUUGGCCGUACACUGGCAAAGGCACUGCUUGAAGAACUUCAGAUGUCGCCACUGUUAGCCCACCUGCAAGACCGAAGUUUCGUGUUGAGCUGUUCCUAAUAAAAAGAAAAAAAAAGGUUGAUAAAAAA